Molecule: messenger RNA, 825 nt
Organism: Pisolithus orientalis
Lineage: Eukaryota; Fungi; Basidiomycota; Agaricomycetes; Boletales; Pisolithaceae
Exons: 3
Coding region: 1-825 (274 amino acids)
Source: RefSeq, a predicted model, not a curated record
AUGACUUUUACUAGCCAACAACCCUCCAAGUGCAGAGUCACACCCGCCUUUCCCUUCGUCGAGUCCUUCUCCCUUGCCGAUGAAGAAGGGAAUGAGGACAGCACCUCCGAGCUCAUCACACCCCGGACUGGUGCGGCCUUUACGUCCGUAUCUUUCGCUUGCGCCCUCUACAUCAUUGCAUGCGUCAUCUUUGAACGUACUCGUUUCAAUACCUCACAUCGCCGCGCAUCCUACUCAGUCCCUCUUGUCUGGUACGAUUCAUCGUUGCUCUCACCACCGCUUUUCGCGCGUCUUCAUCUGCGUGCUCAGAGAGCAUCACCUCGGAUUGCGGAGCCGUGGCGUGGAGAUAGACGCAGAAAGAGUAACUUCGACGGCGAGAGCAACCGACAGGAUAUAAUUGUUACUCGCUCUGGGGGUGAGGAGAUGCGGCUUGCGCCGACCAUUUGUAUUAAGGACGUGGGGUCGAUGGGGGACGCCAAGGACGAGGGAGCUGGGGAAGGGCAGAGCGCUCCCAAUUCUUCGUAUCUCUUCGUGAGCAACAAAGUACGGCCUGGACCAAACGAUUAUCAGCGCACCCGGGAACGACUCUCGCUCUCACCUGCGCGAUUCACGCCGUUAUUUUUUCCCAGGACGACGCUCGCUGUUGAGCCUUCUGCGUCGGCGAGCGAUUCGUCACUUGCCGCCGUUUCCAAGGCAGUGUUGUUGGAGCUUCACCGUCCUCCACACCCAUGGCCCACGGACGCAAACGACGGAGCCAAUUCGGACGAGCGCCUGUCUUCGUGGAAAUGGAGAGGUUUUAUCGAGAUUGGCAUUGCCCGAAUGUGA